AUGCCUUUACAAGCCUUGCAGAGUUUUUUUUCCGGCUCGACGCUGCUGGCAUCAUCAUCUUCUCAUGAGUCUGUUAUGAGCUCUAUUUAUUCAUCAUCCUCAACAUUGUUAUCCUCAUCAUUGAUUACUCCAUCGGGGUGGCCUUGGUUUUUUAAUGUAUCUUCUUGUGAGGGAUAUCCAUCGUUGACCACACAAAUGCCAGAUAGUAUGGAUCUAUGUGUGUGGAGAGGAUGGUUUUAUUUUAUCGCUCUAAUUUUUGGAUUGGUAGUUGUUAGUGGUGCUAUUUUGACAAUUACCACUUGGAUUCUUUUUGGCGUUCUCAACCUUUGUAAAUGUCUCUUCGGAACUGGCUCACGUAGACGAAAAGGAUAUCAACGAAUCGGAGAGGAACCCAUUUCCAGAGUGUUACACAGCGAAUACGGAUCAGGAGAUUUAUCAUAUUCAUCAGGGGGCGAUUCUGUGUUUACUAAGAUUUGUGGAGCUUCAUAUUGCUGCUUGAUGAUGAGUGUUAUUUUAUUGGCACUUUGUGGAAUUGGUUUUUCGAUUGCAUUCUUUGUUGGAUUAGAUAGAACAUCAAAGCCCGUGUAUACUGCCCUAGACAGUGCUAAGAGUGCCCUCAAUGAAACUAUAGUUAUCAUGUCAAACACUACGUACACACAAGGUUUGACAAAUUUUUUGCUAAAUUAUGGUACUACUAGUAAUGUUGUCGCUAGUGCGAUUCCACAAGGUCAGGCCUACUUGACAAAUGCCGUUGUCGACAAUGAUGACAGACUACAUUUAGAAGAUUUGAUUUAUAACAAGUUGAAUGAUUCUAUGAAAGCACUGUAUGAAAAAUCAUUCAAAAUUUACGAAAUUACUCAAAAAUACGACAACAUUGUCAAGACAAGUAGCAUUGAUGUGUUCCAAUUGGAUGACGUUUACAAUUACACAAAUUUAAUGCCUGAGGGUCUUGUGAAACAAAUGUUAACAAGUCAUAGCUAUUUACUAGAAGCUCUUACUCUCACGCAAUUCAUUGUAGAUCGUCUCAACUAUACAAACAAUGUUUUCCAAGGUAACACCUAUUCCAAUUGGAACAGUAUGUGGAAUGAAGUUUUUGGACCGCUCGCUCUUCAAGCUCCAACCAUUCCUUCACAAGUUGGACAGUUUGAAGAUGUGAUUGGAAAUGUCACAACUCCAGGAGCCGAACUCUACGCACAAGACGUGAUUACCAAAUUUGAAAUAGCCUACAUGUCAUCCUUUAUUGGAUUCUUUGUCAUUGCCUCAAUUGUUGCAAUGACUGGUGGAGUGGGUGUCACGAAAAAAUCCUCUGGUAUACUCACUCUUGCAUGCUGUUGCAGCUGUUCCGUCUUGAUUUGGCUCAUGCUUCUUGCAGGUGCUGGUAUUGCCUUGUUAAUGGCAGUGGGACCAUACUGUAUCAAUGGUGACAAUUUGUUUAAUCCUGAAAAUAUGAAUCAACCACAUUCAUUCUCUCACUCUUCAUUCGAGUACUACCUCAUGAAAACUCAACAAGACGGUCAUUUGGCAUUACCACCAUCCACAAUCUUUGGAAAUUCUGACUUGUUUGUUCACAAUUAUUCAUUCGUAGUGAAUGUGACACGAUUCUUCUUGAAUUGUGGUGGACAAAACUUUGAUCAAAAACCUGAUGAGUAUCAAAAUGUUCUCAAUGUGAUUGAACUUGCUCAACAAGGACACUAUGCCACCUCAGAUGAUUAUCAAACAUUCUUUGACAAUUUUAUCAUGGGAAUGGAAAGUUUGAACGUUACGUAUCAAGGAAAUCAGAUAGCUACAAGUGGACAACUGUUAUUUAUUGAAAUGAAUACAAUUUUGAAUCAAGGAUUACCAAAUAUUCAGGCAGGUCUUUCCUCCUACAUGAAUGCUUUGGACCAAUUCAAGAGCCGUGUGAAUAACAAUUCAAAUUAUGAAAACUAUGAGGCUAACAAGGAAGAAAUUACUAACUUCCAACAUGAAAUGACCACUCUGUUGGAUUCAUUGUAUGACUCUGCGAAUCAGACCAUAUUCGUUGAAUAUGCCAACGCAAACGAUUGGUUCCACACCAAAUCAUACCCUGAAUUUGUACAAGGAUACCAACUUGGAACCACCUUCAUGUUGAAUUUGGAGAAUAACUUGGAACCUGCUGCAUCUUCAUUGGUUGAUGCUGCUCAAGUCGUUGGAGAGAUGCUCAACGAGUUGAAAGUUAAAACCAAGUGCAGCUUUAUGGUAGACACUUCUACCCAAGUGACAAACGAUAUUUGUGGUAUUAUGGCUAUUUCAACAUUUGGAACCGUUUCAGCUCACUUGCUGAUUGUAUUCACUUUAUUUGCAGCUUUAAUUGUUGGUGUGGUGCUUUCAGGUAGAUUCAAAGCGCAAUUAUUGAAUGGUGGGAUUAAUUAA
Messenger RNA from Naegleria lovaniensis, 2391 nucleotides. RefSeq lists its product as uncharacterized. Gene Ontology annotation, molecular function: volume-sensitive chloride channel activity; intracellularly calcium-gated chloride channel activity. The transcript is spliced from 2 exons. The record is from RefSeq and is a predicted model, not a curated record. Bases 1 to 2391 code for a protein of 796 amino acids. Lineage: Eukaryota; Heterolobosea; Eutetramitea; Acrasida; Naegleriidae. Gene Ontology annotation, cellular component: plasma membrane.